GAAGUUACACGAAAGGCUGCACUUGCAUGCGCUCUGUCUAAUAUAAGAAUACAUUAAGAUACCAUUUAUUCGUGUACUACAACGACCAACGUCGCCCCUAAUGAAAGCGAGGCAGUGUAAACACAACUCCAGGAACAUGAAAAGAUCGGGUGACAGUGAGGGGGAGAAGAGAAGAAAGAGGCGGAGGCUGCUGCGUGAGUUGGGAGAUCAGAAAAUCCCCUUUCUGGGACCUUCAGAUCGAGGCUUUCAGCAACUGUGGGAUUCCAGUUACUCUGGCCUGGUCCUGAGGAGAUCCUGCUCGCUGCCUGCUGAGCUCCAUGGCCGGGUUCAGGCAGCUUUUCUCACCCUGAGAAGGAAGGGCUGCCUCCUGAGGGAUUUGGUUCGCGUCCGUGACCGAGAUGUAUUUACUGCAGUGUCACGGGCUCUUCUGGGUGAGCCGGGCCACACCUAUCGCUAUCUGGACACACGGCUCUUUGCCAUCCCCUGGCACAGUGAGGACACUGAGGUCAAAGGACAAAACUGUUGUGACCCUGACUUGAGGGCUGCCUGCAAGGCAUUGUGGGAGCUUAACACGUUCUUCUGUUCUGAUGUGUCUCAGCUGAAGGAAGGAGAUAGGCUAACUCAGUGUGCAAAGGGGGAGGCAGAGCCCAAACAGGGUGAAGAAGGGGAUACAGAGUCUAAACACAGUGAAGACUCUAAGAAUAGUGAAGGAGGGGACUCAGGGUCCCGACAAAGUGAAGAAGGGGACACAGAGUCCAAGCACAGUGAGGAGUGGGACAUUGAGUCGAAACACAGUGAAGAAGGCUGCUCUGGGUCAAAACAAGAAGGAGAAUGGGAGACUGGGUCCAAACACAGCAGUGAGGAGGGAGAGUCCUCUCAGGUCAAACCAAGUGUCACAGUAGGGUCGGAACACAGUGAAGGAAAAUUCCCCGGCUGGGCGCCUAAGACCAGUGGCACAGCGACUGAACCUGUGGGACUAGGGACCCAAGAGAAACCCGUGACCCAACUGAAGCACAGCUUGUCAGAUUAUCACAUUGAGAACAAGGCGGAACAGGCAAGCGGGCAGGGCUGUUCCCAGCCGAGUCCUCCGCAGGUAUGCACUGGUCCGGUCAAGUUCAACGUCACCUUACUCAACUACAUGAACCCAGCAACUAUUAGCCAGCUCAAAGAGGAACCUUACUUUGGUAUGGGGAAAAUGGCAGUAGGGUGGCACCACGAUGAGAACCUCAUCACACAUUCGCCAGUGGCUGUUUACAGCUAUAGCUGUCAUGACGACAAAGGUGAGAGCAGUGAGGGAGGCAGCGGUGAGAAGGCAUGCUGGAGGAUUGGGCUCAAGGUAGCCUGGGACAUCCACACACCUGGCUUGAUGCUGCCACUGGAGUCUGGAGACUGCUAUUACAUGAGAGAUGACUUGAACAGUACCCACCAGCACUGCGUCCUAGCUGGAGACACUGCACGCUUCAGCUCCACGCACAGAGUGGCCGAGUGUUCUAGUGGGACCCUGACCUACAUCCAGUCACAGUGCCAAAAGGCCCUGUCCAACCUUCACACUGACCCAGAGACAGGCUCCCACAGCCUGUUGGCCCUGCUGCCGACAACGCUACAGCACUGUGAGCAGAUUCACAAUGAGGUGGAGUUCGAGUGGCUGCGGCAGUACUGGUUUCAGGGCCAACGCUACGCCCGCUUUUGCAGCUGGUGGACCAGACCGAUGGAGCAGCUGGAGAAGGACUGGAGGCUCAUGGAGACGAUGACUAUGCUCUUCCUGGCUAGAGUGGAGGAGGAGGGCCAAGCAGGGGAGGGAAGGAGGGAGAUGGCAGAAACCCUGCUGUCUGCCUUGACAGACAGACACCAGCAAAGGCAGACAUGGAGAGACAGGUGCCACUCAAGUCUGGCCCAGACAUUACCCCCUGAGGAGGCCCCAGUGGACCGGCCCUUCUGGGGUGUGGAUGACCCCAGCAUGCCGCUGCCCUUUGAUCUGGCUGACAUCAUCAACAGAGUGGAGUCACUGCUCUGGAGGAUGUGAUGGAGGGAUAUAGAGGAAGUCAGAAAGAAAGACAAGAAAAAAAACCCACCAGCUUUUCUGAAUGUGGGGGCCUCACAUCAUCUGAGGGGACAAGACCACUGAAGACACCUCCGUUGUGAUUCCACCAAGAUUGAUUUCCUUUUUAUUGGGGCAUCUACAUCCCCCCCGACUCCACCCUCCACUCCCUCGGCUCAGCCACGCUAUUUUUGAGUUGGCUGGAAGGAAACCAGACCACCACAAUAGAAACAGAAUAGUGCUUCAGUAACAUGCUAACAACGCAAGCUUAGCGACAAGCUACUAGUGUCACAAAGGUCUAACGAAACAUAAGUGAAACCUGCAUUUCAGUGUUAGCAUACAUUGUGUAACUAUUUAUUAUUUCAGUGUAUUCUGUUACUUAAUCUCAUGUAAACCAGACAUGCUUUUAUCAGUGGAUUGACUCAUUCUCAGUAGUCACAGUACAGUACAUACAUAUAUGCUUUGUCACACAGUGUUAUAAUACAGUAUAGAAUGGUUAAAAAAAAAAAAACUCACUUUGCUCACAUGGUAUUGCAUUCUUCACUUGUGUAUAGUAAUCCCUUUUAUUGUGUUCAACGGUGGAAUGAGCCUGAAGAGACCAAAGAAAGAUUAUGAUAAGAAAGUUCUGAAUGUCACCCAGUGGAAAACAUGAAGUAUGUGUUGUGUAGUGUUUACCGUGCGAUGUUGUGCUUGUGCCAUAUUGACGUAUGACAGUGUGUAUGGUUGUGUGUGUGUGUGUGUGUGUGUUUGUGUGUGCACAUUUAGCCGUGUGAAUAUACAUAUGAUCAGUCAUUGGCCUGUGUGUUCGUACAUGUGCACAUGUCUACAUGAAGGCGCGUGUGUAUGAAUGUGAUAGUGUGUGUGAGCCUGUAGGCAGCCUGCCAGUUGUUUGUUCUUGAAGAUAUGCAUAUGGAGAAACAGAAACUAGCAGUGGGGCCCCUCUGCCUCUGCUCGGAUGAAAGGCAGCGCUGAUAGAAUGACCCGGAACACAACCGCCGUUUCUCAUAAUUACAGCUGUUCAAUCGCUUUUAAUUACUCUUAAAGUGUGUAGAGCACCACAUUCCCCUGUAAUGCUGCGGGCCAUCCAAGAGAGCGAGAGAAAGAUCCGGCUCUUCUGACAGAAUCCACUUUCAAAAAGCUAAAAUGGGUGGAAAAGGGGGCCGACGUCAAAGCAGUGUAGCAGCCCUCCUCGUUUGAUUCCUUUCUCUAUCUAGUUCAUGAUGAAGUAGAGAUGCUGUUUACUAUUAAAAAUGCAGAAUGCACUCCUUUUUUUACUUCUGAAGUUUUUUCCAAGAUGUUAAUGGUUGCCAAACGCUGUUCUUCUUGCUUCUUCUUUUGCUGUGUCUCUGUUGUUUGUUGUUGUCAGAGAGAUUUGUUUGUAGAUUGGCAGUAGCGUUGGCUUGUUUGAAUCACUCUGUGCUCCCUGCGCCACAGCUUGUCUGUCUGAAGCAAUAGGAAUGGCAGUAAAUAAAAAAACAGUGUUUUAUCCAA
Molecule: messenger RNA, 3529 nt
Organism: Dicentrarchus labrax (European seabass)
Lineage: Eukaryota; Metazoa; Chordata; Actinopteri; Moronidae
Gene: fto
Product: FTO alpha-ketoglutarate dependent dioxygenase
Exons: 10
Coding region: 101-2023 (640 amino acids)
Biological process (GO): DNA alkylation repair; regulation of multicellular organism growth; RNA repair
Molecular function (GO): broad specificity oxidative DNA demethylase activity; mRNA N6-methyladenosine dioxygenase activity; ferrous iron binding
Source: RefSeq, a predicted model, not a curated record